This is a messenger RNA of Cataglyphis hispanica, 1875 nucleotides long. Its product is annotated as charged multivesicular body protein 7. The coding region runs from base 332 to 1699 and encodes 455 amino acids. Gene Ontology annotation, biological process: late endosome to vacuole transport via multivesicular body sorting pathway; vesicle budding from membrane. Lineage: Eukaryota; Metazoa; Arthropoda; Insecta; Hymenoptera; Formicidae. The transcript is spliced from 5 exons. Gene Ontology annotation, cellular component: ESCRT III complex; multivesicular body. The record is from RefSeq and is a predicted model, not a curated record.
UCGAUCGCUUGAAGUAAUCAAAAUAAGUAAAUACGAACGACGGAGUAAACAUUUAUAAUUAUUAUUAUGAUUCAUCAGUUUCUCAUAACAGAGCAUUGUUCGAUGAAGUUUGCAAAUAUUUUAUAAAAAUGUGUUUGAAAUGACAUUCAGGAUUUGCUAUGCAAAUCUUGUUAUUUAGGAUCAGUUGAAUGAAAAUGGAAAUGAUUUGUGGAAGAAAAGAUUUGCAUAUACGAAAAUAGAAUACGUCUUCACUGUACAAAUUAAACAAUCUCUAUAUAUAACCUAACUUGAGAAGCAGAGACUCUAUAAGAGAUUUUAUAUAAUUGACUUAAUGAACGAAAUUAGCAUUAACAAUAAGAUGAUUGAUAAAAACACUAGUGGCAAUAUUUUGCUACCCUCAGAAAAACUACCAGAAUGUUGGAAUCAAGAAGAAAGAAUGAGUGCAUUGUUCUCACCAUUUCGCAGUAAAUCUGCCAAUCCACAAGAUUGGAUUUCUAAAUACAAAUUUUGGCAUGAUUUGAUAUAUGAAUGGCUGAAGUAUAACAUGCAAUGUAGUUUUUCUAUCAUCGAUUUAAAUGAAGCUUUUAAAAGAAGAGGUUGUACACCUCUUUGUCUGAUUACUGUGAUUGAAGAGCUUCUCAGAAAUAAUGAAAUAAUUCAAGAGACUGAUUUUUUUCAAGAACCAUGUGAAACAUGGGCAGCAUGGUCAAUUGAUAUAUUUAUUAAAAAACCAAUUAGCUGGUCUUUCUCUAAAGUAAAAAAUUAUAUAGUAGGCCAGAAUGUAAAUAACACAGAAGUAAGAUACAUACACUUGCGGAUUGUUCAAGAACUGGGUGAUAUUAUUCUUUCCAUUGCUGACAUUAAGAAAGACAAUAUCUUAUUUUCAAUCUCUGAAAUAGUAGAAUAUUGUGAGAACAAAACUAAGAAACAUAUUUCAGAGAAUACAGUAAGAUUAGUGUUGGAGUGGUUAAGGCAUAGAAAAAAGAUUAGUGUCAAGAAAAAUUUUGAUUCACAUAAUGAAUUACUGAUUAAAAUUUGUACACAAACAGUAAAUGAAAUUACAGAAGUAGAAGAAGGCAUAUAUAAACUGAUUAAGCAAGAAAAUGAACUGAUCAAAGAGAUAGAACUUAUGGAACAAGAGAAGCUUAAUAUUAUCAACGAAACAAAAUCAUAUUUGGCAAAAGGAUUGCGUCAGAUGGCAAAGACACGUUUAAGAAGGAAGAUGGAAUUGGAAAAGACCAUAGAAAAACGUGCGCAAACUCUUACAAACCUACGCACUCUAAUCACCAAUAUUGAAGAUGCGCAUUCUAAUGUCACUGUAUUGUCUGCUUACAAGACUGGAUCUGAUAUAUUAAAGAAAAUACAACAAGAUGAUUUAACAGAACAUGAUGUUAGAGACAUUAUGGAUGAUAUUAAUGAGCUUUUAGAAGAGAAACAAGAGAUAGACUCAGUUUUAUCUGAGUCAUUGCACCUCACAGAUUCGGAUGCCGAGUUGGAAAAGGAAUUAGCAGAACUAUUGAAUAAAGACAAUGAUGAUAUAGAUGAUUCUAAUAUAGUUUCUGAAUCAAAUCCAGAAAUUGAAAAAAUUGAACAACGUUUGAAAGAUUUGUGUAUGGAAGGUAUAGAGUCACCUGGCAAAAAUAGACUUGUAUUACCAACUGUGCCAUCUCGUAAGGACAAGGCAUUAAAGGAAUUAUAAUAUUUAUAUUAAUGAAGCAUCUGUAUAUAAUUGUAUACUAACUCCAUGGAACUACUUGUAUUCUUUUAAACAUUUUACUGCAUCUAUUGUGUCACAUAAUAAAAAAUAUAUGUUAGAAUACAUGUAAAUUAUGUAUGAAGAGAAUGAAAUAGAAAAUAAAAACGUGUGACUCUGAA